AUGAUCAUCAUAGGCGGACUAGAGGCGCGCAGCGGAAAGGGGGAGUGGGAGGAGGGGAGGACGGGGCGGCAUGCCGCGUCUGUUUGUGGAGGGCUUCUUCCUGUCGUGGCUCGACAGCUACGAGGACGUGCAGAACGCCGCGCUCACGCUGCUCUACCUGCAGGUAACCUGGUAACCCGCUCCCGUUUCAGGGAGGGUCCCAUCCCACGUUACUGCCACCACGAGCGAGGAGGCAAGCCGCUCGAGCCCCCGCUGCCUGCUGCUCGCCCACCUGCUCACGCGCUUCCCCCCUCCCCUCGCCGCCUUCCCCCCUCCCCACGCCGCUUUCCCCCUCCCCUCGCCGCUUCCCCCCUCCCCACGCCGCUUCCCCCCUCCUCUCGCCUCUUUCCCCCUCCCCUCGCCGUUUCCCCCCUCCCCACGCCGCUUUCCCCCUCCCCUCGCCGCUUCCCCCCUCCCCACGCCGCUUCCCCCCUCCUCUCGCCUCUUUCCCCCUCCCCUCGCCGUUUCCCCCCUCCCCUCGCCGCUUUCCCCCUCCCCUCGCCGUUUCCCCCCCCCCCUCGCCGCUUCCCCCGUCCCCUCGCCGUUUCCCCCCUCCUCUUGCCGCUUCCCCUCUCCCCUUGUCGCUUCCCCUCUCCCCUUGCCGCUUCCCCCUUCUCCAUUCCCAUCGCCGCAUCCCUCCCCCUCACCUUCCCCCAUCCCACGUGCAUCACUCUGCUUUCCCCUCUUCCCACAUUCCCCCUCGCCGUCUCCUCUCCACCUGCUCGCCGCGCUCCUCUCCUCUGUCAUUCCUUUGUUCCUCCCCUCCCCAGUCGCGCCCUGCGUCCUCCCCACCGCAUGCACCCCAUGCACCGCAUGCAUGCACGUGCCAGCACGUGUGCAUGGGUGGGAGCGCACGCAGUGGUGGAUGGCCUCACAUCACACCCAUGCGGCCCCCUCCGCCCCUCGUCAUUGGACUGCUACGCGCCACCGCCCUGCGCUCCUCGCCUGCGUGCAGGCGAUCAUGGGCCUGCCACACCCGCACCUGCUACAGGCGAUCAUGGGCCUGCCACACCCGCACCUGCGUGCAGGCGAUCAUGGGCCUGCCACACCCGCACCUGCGUGCAGGCGAUCAUGGGCCUGCCACACCCGCACCUGCGUGCAGGCGAUCAUGGGCCUGCCACACCCGCACCUGCGUGCAGGCGAUCAUGGGCCUGCCACACCCGCACCUGCGUGCAGGCAAUCAUGGGCCUGCCACACCCGCACCUGCUACAGGCGAUCAUGGGCCUGCCACACCCGCACCUGCGUGCAGGCGAUCAUGGGCCUGCCACACCCGCACCUGCGUGCAGGCGAUCAUGGGCCUGCCACACCCGCACCUGCGUGCAGGCGAUCAUGGGCCUGCCACACCCGCACCUGCGUGCAGGCGAUCAUGGGCCUGCCACACCCGCACCUGCGUGCAGGCAAUCAUGGGCCUGCCACACCCGCACCUGCUACAGGCGAUCAUGGGCCUGCCACACCCGCACCUGCGUGCAGGCGAUCAUGGGCCUGCCACACCCGCACCUGCGUGCAGGCGAUCAUGGGCCUGCCACACCCGCACCUGCGUGCAGGCGAUCAUGGGCCUGCCACACCCGCACCUGCGUGCAGGCGAUCAUGGGCCUGCCACACCCGCACCUGCGUGCAGGCGAUCAUGGGCCUGCCACACCCGCACCUGCGUGCAGGCGAUCAUGGGCCUGCCACACCCGCACCUGCUACAGGCGAUCAUGGGCCUGCCACACCCGCACCUGCGUGCAGGCGAUCAUGGGCCUGCCACACCCGCACCUGCGUGCAGGCGAUCAUGGGCCUGCCACACCCGCACCUGCGUGCAGGCGAUCAUGGGCCUGCCACACCCGCACCUGCGUGCAGGCGAUCAUGGGCCUGCCACACCCGCACCUGCGUGCAGGCGAUCAUGGGCCUGCCACACCCGCACCUGCGUGCAGGCGAUCAUGGGCCUGCCACACCCGCACCUGCGUGCAGGCGAUCAUGGGCCUGCCACACCCGCACCUGCGUGCAGGCGAUCAUGGGCCUGCCACACCCGCACCUGCGUGCAGGCGAUCAUGGGCCUGCCACACCCGCACCUGCGUGCACGCGAUCAUGGGCCUGCCACACCCGCACCUGCGUGCAGGCGAUCAUGGGCCUGCCACACCCGCACCUGCGUGCAGGCGAUCAUGGGCCUGCCACACCCGCACCUGCGUGCAGGCGAUCAUGGGCCUGCCACACCCGCACCUGCGUGCAGGCGAUCAUGGGCCUGCCACACCCGCACCUGCGUGCACGCGAUCAUGGGCCUGCCACACCCGCACCUGCGUGCACGCGAUCAUGGGCCUGCCACACCCGCACCUGCGUGCAGGCGAUCAUGGGCCUGCCACACCCGCACCUGCGUGCACGCGACCAUGGGCCUGCCACACCCGCACCUGCGUGCAGGCGAUCAUGGGCCUGCCACACCCGCACCUGCGUGCAGGCCAAGGGCUGCUGGCCCACAGUGGGGCCCACCUACACAGGGUUGAUCAUGGCAAACCCUUCACUCCCCCCCCUCCCCUGCAGGCGUUCAUCGGGCUAGUGGGCACGGUGGGCCCCACGUACACGGGGGUGAUCGUGGCGGACGUGGGAGUGGCGCUGUUCGGCCUCGUGGCCAUCGCCAGCGGGUACCAGGCGCUGGGGCGCACAUACGCCGCGCUGCUGCUGCUCAUGCUGCUCCUCGACUCCCUCUGGCUCGCCCUCUUCGCCCCCCACAUCUGGUGCCCUCUUCGCCCCCCACAUCUGGUGCCCUCUCUCUCCUCUCCCCCCCCUCACAUGCAUGGCCACCUCCCUCUCUCAAUUAUGCUGGACCUGCCCUCUCUCCCUCACCUCUCCCUCCUUUCCCACUGCCAAACCCCACCCCACCCCACCAGGAGCGAGGAGGUGACGGCGCCGUGGAGGCAGCACCCGCUGGUGGCGGCGGCAGUGCUGCUGGAGCUCACGUGCCACUCCCUCACCUUCGCCCUGCGCCUCCUCUCUGCCCUGCUCUGGCUUCAGAUGCUGCGCCUGGGCCUGGCGGACGGCAGGGACGGCACGGCCGUGCCCAGCUCAGAGGUGCACGCCUACCUCCCUGCUUACGACAGCCUCGGCCCGUACCGCCCUGCAGGCUCGGCAACGCCGGACCUGAGUCCCACGGCGGGGCGGGAGCGGGCGGUGAGCGAUGAGUUUCUGGGCAGCGCCAUCUUCCACCCGUCGGCGUUCGCCACGCUCUUCCAGUCGGACCAGCUGCUCAACUACCUCUCUGAGGACGGCAGCAGCAGCGCGCCCAACAGCCUGGACAGCAGCUAUGGGGGGCACCCCGUGGUGGCAGGCGCGGAGGACAACGAGGGCAAGGGGGCUGAGGAAACAAAGGGAGUGGGGAGGCAAGAGCAUUCGGGCUCAAGAGGGCCCAGGAGCGGCCAAGAGGGGUCAAGAGGGGUGGAGAGGGCAGUGCGCCCAGCAGCGAUGCCCCAAGCAUGUGGUGGCUACAGGGGAGGAGAUUGGAAAGGGGAUGUGAGGCAAGGAGAGGGCGUGACGUGA
Closterium sp. Naga37s-1 is the source of this 3546-nucleotide messenger RNA. The record is from the annotation of a GenBank genome assembly. NCBI's taxonomy places the organism in Eukaryota, Viridiplantae, Streptophyta, Zygnematophyceae, Desmidiales, Closteriaceae.